Messenger RNA from Poecilia latipinna (sailfin molly), 1369 nucleotides. RefSeq names its product collectin-12-like. The transcript has 8 exons. The coding region runs from base 67 to 1014 and encodes 315 amino acids. The record is from RefSeq and is a predicted model, not a curated record. Lineage: Eukaryota; Metazoa; Chordata; Actinopteri; Cyprinodontiformes; Poeciliidae.
CUUAGUCAUUACUCUUUGGCAGGACUAGGUGGCAGCAUAUCAAAUACAUUCUACAAAUCCAACAAGAUGAGGCUUCCCGUCUUAUUUGGAAUCGUUUUGUUGAUGACAGACAUCGGCCAUUGUCAGUAUCCAUGUGUUCACCCUCCGUAUUGCAGCAGAGGACCGAUGGGACCUCCAGGAUUUCCAGGACUUCCUGGAUUAACUGGAAUGCAAGGACCUCCUGGACCAAGAGGAGAACAAGGACCACCUGGAGAAAGAGGACUAGCUGGUUUAAUGGGACCACAAGGACCGGCAGGAAAAACAGGACCACCUGGAGAAUCUCUCCCAGGACCGGCAGGACCACGAGGCCUACCGGGGGUACCUGGACUAAGAGGUCCAAUAGGGCUACCAGGAACAACUGGACCGGCAGGACCGAGAGGAAUGACAGGACGGGACGGGCCAGCAGGACCAGCAGGACCACCAGGAGCACCUGGACUGUCUGAAAUAGGACCACCGGGACCGGCAGGACCAGCUGGACCACCUGGGAAAACAGGCCCGGCUGGACCACAAGGGCCACCCGGAGAGCCAGGUGUUAGCUGCAGUUGUCCUGACAUCAAGGCCAUACAGCAGCAACUGACCAAGUUAGAGCUGGCUAUAACUUACAGCUUUGUCCGAAAGGUCGGUGAGAAAUACUUUGUGUCCGACAAGGAGAGACAGCGUUUCGAGAAGGCAGUGGAGUUCUGCUCCCAGCGAGGGUUGGAGUUGGCUUUACCUCAGAGCGAAGAGGAAAACAGUGCUCUGACUGAAGUGUUCGGCGACGCAUACAAAACCGUCUGGAUCAACGUCAACAAGGAAAAAGCACGGGGAAAUUUCACUCUUGAUGCGAAUAAUCGACCUCUGACCUUUACCAAAUGGGGAGCCGGGCAGCCAGAUUCGUCCGUCCAGGAUGUAGGCUGCACCAUGGUGUCAGAGAACGGCUUCUGGGAAGUGACAAAGAAAUGCUUCCUGUAUGCUUACGUUGUCUGUCAGAUCUAAACAAGUCUGUUUAACUGUAUACUGUUGUAGGUUCUGUCUUUUCCUCUGUCUCUUUUAAGUGCUGACACGCACAUGCUGCAGCUUACAUAACCAUGUCUGUGUCUGCCGGCAGUCAUACAUAAACAGACUGAAACUAUUUUAGACUAUCCGUUAGGGAGGGUACAGAUUGCAGAGAAAAAUAAAAAGCUAAACUUGUGCUUCAGUCUUUGCCCCACUUUGUUCUAUCCAUAAGGUGAGCUAAGUGUGACCCAGCGCUGGACGGUGAAUAUCACUCUGUAUCUGUUCCUUUUUUGUAUGACAUGUGUGGCUUGUAACAUGAUCAUUUUUCGGAAUUAAAGCCUGCUGUCAUAUAUAA